ACUGUGUAACUCACGCAGGCUUGACUUUACUGAAGAAUGACCAGCGAAACGCCGCAUGAGAAUAGAACAUUUACGUCGUGAACGACUUUCUUUUCCACCCAAAGCACAUCUGUUGCCGCUCCAUGAUAUGUGUUGUAUGAAUAUGUGAACGCCAGCGCUGUUUCUGCUAUCCAAACUAGGCUACAGGGUUCUCAUCACAGCUGACCGGUCAUCCUAGAUGAAUAUAGCCUCUCUGCACUUUUCGUUCACUCGGUUAAUAGGCAACCCGAAAGCCUCGAAACGUUGACCUGCAAUGUUCUUCAUCAAGUUGCCGAGUAUUAUCUUCUCAUACUCCCAUCCAGGGUUUCUGCAGGGUUCGCGCCAACACGCUUAGCCACAUCCGAUAUGACAGACUAACGGAAUGUCAUGAUAUCCCCUUUAAUUCCAUCAUCAACACCGCAUGGCAUAUUCCUUUGCGAACUCUCCACGCACAUUCAUAUAAGUACACCCUCAUGAAUCCUGGUCUUUCAUCGCAGUCUCUCAUCUGCUGGUGUCCGUCUGUGGCAGGAUGUCGAGAAAUGGCAUACCCGAGAAAAAUGGCGAGCAUUCGGUGUACACAGAUGCCGUAGUCAAUGAUUCUACGUAUACCCUGAAGCCAAGUCUUCAACGCCAGAUGAAGAAUCGACAUAUUGCCAUGAUCAGUAUUGGAGGUGUCAUCGGUACCGGUCUCUUCCUAGGUACUGCGGCUGGUUUGCAAACUGGCGGGCCUGUAGGGUUACUCCUUGCAUAUGCCUUGGUUGGGUCGAUUUGUUAUGCUGUUAUGGUCACUUUGGGAGAGAUGGUAGCCUUUCUUCCUCUGCCCGGAGGCCAUAUCACUUUAGCAGAACGUUUCGUGGAUCCCGCUUUCUCCUUCGCCCUUGGAUGGAACUACUGGUAUAAUUGGACUGUCAUUCUUCCCGCCGAAAUAAGUGCAGCUGCCGUGAUCGUCAACUUUUGGGAUAAGAGUGUGAACAAUGCUGUAUGGAUCACGGUCUUUCUGAUCGUAGUUAUCCUCAUCAAUAUACUUGGAGCCGGUGCAUACGGCGAAGCUGAAUUUGUCUUUGCUUCCAUCAAAGUGAUCACAAUAAUUGGGUUAAUCAUCCUCGGAAUCGUGCUCGACCUUGGAGGCGGACCAAAUCAUGAUCGUAUCGGAUUCAGGUAUUGGAAGAACCCCGGUCCUUUCACUCAGUACCAUGGUAUCGCAGGCGCAAAAGGACGUUUCCUCGCAUUCGCUGCAUCACUCACUCAAGCAGCCUUUUCGUUCAUCGGGACUGAGAUUGUCGCCAUUGCCGGAGCCGAAGCUAAGAACCCUCGGAGAAACAUUCCGAAAGCUAUCAAGAGGGUAUACAUCCGAAUCUUGCUGUUUUACAUUGGGGGAGUCGCUGUCAUUGGUUUGCUUGUUCCAUAUACAGAACCCGACUUGGCUCUCAAAACAUCUGAUGCGGCCAAAUCGCCUUUCGUAAUCGCCAUUAGGAAUGCAGGAAUCACAGGUUUGCCCUCAGUGAUCAACGCGGCCUUGCUGACAUCUGCAUGGUCCGCAGCUUCAAGUGAUCUGUACAGCAGCUCUCGCGCCAUCUAUGGUUUAGCUGCUAAUGGAAAUGCGCCGAAGAUUUUUCUGAGGGUCACAAAACACGGACUUCCAUACGUCGCAGUGAUCUUCCAGUCCUUGUUUGGACUUCUCGCGUUCAUGGGCUUGAAAGAGGGAUCUGGGCGAGUGUUUGGCUGGUUUGGGAACAUGACUGCAAUUGCCGGGUUGAUGAGCUGGUUCGGCAUCUCUGUUACUUACUUGCGAUUCCGAAAAGGUCUCAAGGCGCAGGGAAUAGAGCGUAAAUCUCUUCCAUACGUCGGGAUCGGACAGCCUUUCCUUGCAUGGUAUGGUGCUAUAGUGUCUCUCUUCAUCUGUAUCAUCAGUGGAUGGACCAAUUUCAUCAAGGGUAAUUGGGCCACCGACCAGUUCGUUACGAAUUAUCUUCCGCUAUGGCUAUUCCCUUUCCUUUACUUGGGUGCUCGACUAUGGAAGCGAUCCUCGUUUGUCACACCAGAACGAAUGGACUUCAAAACCGGCUUGGCGGAGAUCGAAGCAGCAAGCUAUGACGAGCCCCCACCAAGGAACUGGGUGGAGAAAUGGUGGGACUGGCUGAUGUAAUAGUGGUAAGACUCUCAUACUGUAUUGUCAAUGCAUGAAUAGUGUCUGUAGUUUCUGUUGGCAUAGUCUAGAGCUGACUCGCUAGGACGUACAAGGAUGGCAUAUCUGCAUGUUGUGCAUAGCGAAUGAUAGAUGCGUAACAAACAAAUUUGAAGAUGCGAAUAUACGAUGAACGAAUCC
Molecule: messenger RNA, 2344 nt
Organism: Somion occarium
Lineage: Eukaryota; Fungi; Basidiomycota; Agaricomycetes; Polyporales; Cerrenaceae
Source: the annotation of a GenBank genome assembly